This is a messenger RNA of Fusarium poae, 2064 nucleotides long. RefSeq lists its product as uncharacterized. The transcript is spliced from 2 exons. The record is from RefSeq and is a predicted model, not a curated record. NCBI's taxonomy places the organism in Eukaryota, Fungi, Ascomycota, Sordariomycetes, Hypocreales, Nectriaceae. Gene Ontology annotation, cellular component: nuclear inner membrane. Gene Ontology annotation, molecular function: chromatin binding. The coding region runs from base 1 to 2064 and encodes 687 amino acids.
AUGGCCGAUAUCGAUGAUUAUCUCGAAGAGGGCUUUGACCCGCGCUCUGUCACUGUACCACGCCUUCGAUCAAUUCUUGUUACACACAAUGUCGAGUACCCUGCCACUGCGAAAAAGUCCCAGCUUGUCGACCUGGUUGAGGAACAUGUCCUUCCACAAGCCCCUAAGCUCCGAGCUCAACGCGCUCGCGCUAAGAGGUCCAGCAUGGGUAUCGUGAACGCUGGCAGUGCUGAAGAUAACGGCCUUUGGGACGAUUAUGAUCUGGCCCCUCCCUCAACAAUCAAGAAGCGAUCAAAGUCUCCUCGCAAAACAUCAGGCCGCAUUAAGACUGAGCAUGAUGUUCUUGCGACUCCUGCGCCUAGAAGCCCCACAAAGCGCAGCACCCGAUCAGUAAGCCGCGCGCUUUCGCAUACUGACGAACCCGAUUAUUAUGAGGCGCCUCGCUCCGUACGUCAGCCACGUAGGGACAUAACGCCACAGAUCAAGCAAGAAUCAUCUGAAGAGGAGGAGGAGGAGGAAGAAGAAGAAGAGGAAGAAGCAGUACAGGAAGAAACAAUACUACCCGACCACGAAGAAAGUGUUUUCACAUACGACAACCCUUUCCAAAGUGGAAGUUCUCCAGCUCAGCACAAAACGCCAACCAACCGCCGCCGCACAGCUGAUAGAGAUUCUAUCAGAAGUGCCAAGUCAUCAUCGCGUCUUCGAACAAGCACCUACAAUGACAACUAUCAGCAGAUUCACGACCCUCAAACCCCUAUAUAUCGCCAGCCAACUCCAGAUGUAGUUGAAGCUGGUGAGGAGUUCACUCCCAACGAGCAAUUGGAGCUCGAGGAAGCUGCAAGCCGAGGUGAGAUGGCUGCCGAGACACGUAAGCCUGCGAGCCAAGUUUCACGAAAAGGUGGCUUCAAGGCCCCUCUCGUGGUCCUUUUCCUAUCUCUUUUCGGAGCAUACCUUGCUUGGUAUCGCCAGGAGAAGAUUGCUGUGGGCUACUGCGAGGUUGGUGGACAAGCAAAAUCGCUUAUCUCGCCGGAUAUUCCUAUUCCAGACGCUCUUUUGCCUUUUGUUGAGCCUCAGUGCGAACCUUGCCCCUCCCACGCCUAUUGCUAUGGAGACUAUUCAGUUCGUUGUGAGAAUGGCUUCCUUCUCAAGCCCCAUCCUUUGUCCCUUGGUGGUCUGGUUCCCGUCCCACCCACUUGUGAGCCAGAUGGCGAAAAGGCGAGACGCGUCAAGGCUGUAGCCGACAAGGCCAUUGAAGAACUCAGAGAACGACGAGCCCAAUAUGAGUGCGGAGAGCUUGUUACCGAGGAUGGUCAGAAGCAAGACUCCCCUGCCAUUGCUGAACAUGAACUUAAGCAGACUGUCAGCCGCAAGCGCUCUCAAAGACUUAGUGAGGAGGAAUUUGAAGAGCUUUGGGCUGAGGCCAUUGGCGAGGUUGCGACUAGAGAGGAGGUUGAAAUCAUCGGAACAGCACCAUCGUCCGAUUCCUCCGAUCUUCCAGAUCGACAGCUAUCGUCCACGUCUCUCGCUCGCCUUCCGCUCACCUGCGCGCUCAAGCGAUCGGUCCGACUCAGCCUGGCAAGAUAUCGACUCACAAUUGGACUUUUAAUCUCUGCCGUCUUGGGCAUCUUCUACAUGCGGGCCCGGUACCGUAAGCAUGUAGCUACAAAGGCUCAAAUUCCUGCUUUGGUCGACACCGUUCUAGAAAGACUUGCCAACCAGAAGGAGCUCGGCGAAGAGGGUAUUGACGACCCUUGGCUGUUUUUGCCAAACUUGAGAGAUGACGUUCUUCGAACUAUUCACUCAUUGUCAGAACGAGAACGCAUCUGGCAACGAGUCCGAGCUGUAGUCGAGCAAAACAGCAAUGUUCGAACUAGUCAACGUGAGGGGAGAAGCGGCGAGGUUGGCCGUGCUUGGGAAUGGAUUGGCCCUGUCGCUGGCGAAGGGGCGAGAAGGCGACGAACUGGCCGGGUAUCCCUUGGUCCCGAUUUACAUACAGACUCUCCAGAGACUUCAAAGGCCACGCCCGAGGUGAAGAAAUGGGAAGAGUCAAGGCCCCUUUACUAA